AUUCAAGUCAUAAUAUGACAUUAAGGAAUACUAUUUAAACAUGGAUACAUUAAUAAAGGAUGUAUAUGAUGUUUUAACUAAUAAAACUGAAAAUGAAUUACCUUCACAAGAUAAACUUGUAAAAUAUCAGAACACAUAUAGAUUAGAAUCAAAAAACCCAUUCAAUGAAAAUAAAGCUUUGGCCGUUAUAAAAAAUGAAACUAUGAAACAUUUGAACAAUGAAACUAGAUAUGAUCCAGAUGAAGCAACAAGAAUCUCUGCAACUAUGUCACUAAGUAUUAGAGAUGAAAUUUGUGAAUUGGAUUUUGAAAGGUACAAAAUUGUCUGUAUAGUUGAAAUUGGAGAGAAAAAAUGUCAAGGAAUAAUGUCUAUCGCUAGAUUUUUACGCGACUUUAAUAAAGAUAAAUAUGUUUAUAGCAGUUUUGAAAAUCAUAAUUUGUUUGCAACUAUUAUGGUGGGAGCAUUUUAUUAUGAAUAAAUUAAGUAUAAUUUU
Molecule: messenger RNA, 493 nt
Organism: Acyrthosiphon pisum (pea aphid)
Lineage: Eukaryota; Metazoa; Arthropoda; Insecta; Hemiptera; Aphididae
Product: tctex1 domain-containing protein 2-like
Exons: 2
Coding region: 41-478 (145 amino acids)
Biological process (GO): microtubule-based movement
Cellular component (GO): cytoplasm; cytoplasmic dynein complex
Molecular function (GO): dynein intermediate chain binding
Source: RefSeq, a predicted model, not a curated record